UGUGGUUAUGUGAUUCUGUGUUGUCGUAUUGUGUUGUGUGGUUGAGUUAUACUCGGUUGUGUUGUGUGGUUGAGUUAUACUCGGUUGUGUUGUGUGGUUAUGUGAUUCUGUGUUGUCGUGUUGUGUAGCUGGGAUGGGAUGCUCCCCCUGGGGUCAGGUGACUAACACAGAUGAGACGGGUCAGGUCAGGAUCUACACCCAAUCAGUGAUCAGAGCCCUGCAGGACCACCUGUUAUCCACUGACCCUGAGCUGGGAGGACCACUGGAGAACCUGGAUGUAGGUUACAGUGGUCUGUCCUCUCACUGGGAGUCCAGGGUGCUACAGGGUUCCAUCAUGGCUGCAGCCCUGGGGGAUCCAGCUGUGGUGCGUGUCGACCCGGUCACCCUGGCCGCCCUACAGGACACGGGCUGGUACUCUGUCAACCACAGCCGAGCACAGAGCCUGGUGUGGGGAAAGGGUGAGGGAGCAAUGUUUGGAUUACUGUCCACCUGCCAUGACAACUCCUCCUCAUUUUUCUGCACGGGCAGUGGUUUAGGGUGUCAUUAUCUUCACCGCCACAAGGGGGAGUGCCAGACUGACCCUCACCUGGACGGAUGCCGCAUUUACAAACCUCUAAUGAGUGAGUGCUGGAAAGAGGAGAACGAGAGAGAGACUGAAACAGAGUGGAGUGGAGAGUUGUACCGCAUAGACAGCCGAUGCUUCUUCUCUAACCUGAGCAGAGAGAACGUCUCCCUGUCUGUCAGUGACUCCGUGGUGGGGCGUUGUUAUAGACACAGGUGUACUGGGCUGAACCGCUAUCAGAUACUGGUGUCGGGCUCUGACUGGUUGGACUGCCCAGUAGGAAGCACCAUUCAGGUGACAGGAUACAAGGGUUUAGUGUUCUGUCCUGACAAGAGGUUGUGUUAUUACCCUGACAUUGGUCUCUCCAUCGACAACCAGGACCCCCACUCUCCAGCUGCCUCUACUACAGGCACAGUGACUACUGAGAACGAUCCCCUGUUACAUCAGAACACAAUCCCUGACCCGAGCCUGACCUUUGACCCUGGCCCUACUUGUGCAGAACCAGGGGUCAGUACAGACUCCACGUUGGCUCCAGUGCUUCUGUCUGUCUCCUGGCUGCCCUGA
Molecule: messenger RNA, 1126 nt
Organism: Salmo salar (Atlantic salmon)
Lineage: Eukaryota; Metazoa; Chordata; Actinopteri; Salmoniformes; Salmonidae
Source: RefSeq, a predicted model, not a curated record